This is a messenger RNA of Aplosporella prunicola CBS 121167, 575 nucleotides long. RefSeq lists its product as uncharacterized. Bases 51 to 503 code for a protein of 150 amino acids. The record is from RefSeq and is a predicted model, not a curated record. The transcript has 3 exons. Lineage: Eukaryota; Fungi; Ascomycota; Dothideomycetes; Botryosphaeriales; Aplosporellaceae.
GGCACUUUGUCUUAAAUCUAUCCAUUCGGCCGAAAUCAAUCCAUUUGACAAUGUUGUUUCUUACCACCGUUCUCAGCACGCUUGCCCUGCUCUCUGGCAGUGUCCUGUCUGCUGAAUUUCAGUUAGACAGCAUCUACUCCUCCAGACGUCAGUCAAAUAACCUUCAUUUCGACAUUUGGGAAGACAACCCCCUCAGCAAUGAAACUGCGAGGUGCGAAUCGAGCUGGAAUGUCCAGAAGUUGAAUUGGCCGACGGAAUACAUUGCUUGCGGCGAGUCGACUUCCUGGAACUGGUACGUGACCAACUGGACCGUUUACAACUUCACCUUGGAGUUACGGCACAGCUUCAGCGACCCCAGCACUCAAACAUUCCAUCAAAGAUUCGCCCGCUUCGUGGAGCCACACUAUAGCACUUGCAAAUACGUUGGCCAAGGCGUCACCAACUGCAACUUUCCGUCUGGGGCUGCGGAGGUCUAUGAUGAGAAAAUAACUCCCUUGGAAUAGAGAUCAACUUGACAUGCUUGUGUACACAGUAUGAAGACAAUUUCAGAGACAACGUGUCUAUACAUACCUACA